Molecule: messenger RNA, 7242 nt
Organism: Vombatus ursinus (common wombat)
Lineage: Eukaryota; Metazoa; Chordata; Mammalia; Diprotodontia; Vombatidae
Gene: HDAC9
Product: histone deacetylase 9
Exons: 28
Coding region: 34-3408 (1124 amino acids)
Biological process (GO): chromatin organization; negative regulation of transcription by RNA polymerase II
Cellular component (GO): histone deacetylase complex
Molecular function (GO): histone deacetylase activity
Source: RefSeq, a predicted model, not a curated record
GUCUCAGAGUAGAAUGGGCUCCCUGGACAUGUGAUGGGUUCCUCUUCCUUUAAAGUCUUCCAGCAGAACCUGGAUGCCUACUUGUCAGCGCCCCCGGCCCCGGGGAGGGGUGCUAUAUGUCAAGGCAAGGCAGAUGGGGUGGCUGGUCGGGAGCAGCUGUUGGCUCAACAGAGAAUGCACAGCUUGAUCAACUCAGUGGAGGUGAAGUCGGAGGUUCCCGUGACUCUGGACCCCGUCACGCCCUUGGACUUGAGGACGGACCUCAGAAUGAUGAUGCCCAUGGUAGACCCUGUGCUGCGGGAGAAGCAGCUGCAGCAGGAGCUUCUUCUCAUCCAGCAGCAGCAGCACCUGCAGAAGCAGCUGCUCAUCGCAGAAUUCCAGAAGCAGCACGAGAACCUGACGAGGCAGCACCAGGCUCAACUACAGGAACACAUCAAGUUGCAACAGGAACUUCUGGCCAUAAAGCAGCAGCAGGAGCUUCUGGAGAAGGAGCAGAAGCUAGAGCAGCAGCAGCGGCAGGAGCAGGAGGUGGAGAGACACCGGCGGGAGCAGCAGCAGCAGCAGCAGCAGCUGCCCCCUCUCCGAGGCAAGGAGAGAGGCAGAGAACGAGCAGUGGCGAGUACAGAGGUGAAGCAGAAACUUCAGGAAUUCCUGCUGAGCAAGUCAGCCACCAAGGAUUCUCCCACUAACGGAAAGAACCAUUCCGUGAGCCGCCACCCCAAGCUCUGGUACACGGCGGCUCACCACACCUCCCUAGAUCAAAGCUCUCCACCCCUGAGUGGAACCUCACCAUCCUACAAAUACCCAUUACCUGGAGCACAAGACACAAAAGAUGACUUCCCACUUCGAAAAACUGCCUCAGAGCCCAACUUGAAGGUGCGAUCCCGAUUAAAACAGAAAGUGACAGAGAGGAGAAGCAGUCCUUUACUCAGGCGGAAGGAUGGAAAUGUUGUCACUUCAUUCAAGAAGCGAGUGUUUGAGGUGACAGAGUCAUCGGUCAGCAGCAGCUCUCCUGGAUCUGGCCCCAGCUCACCCAGCAAUGGACCUGCCACCAACAUGGCAGAAAGCAGUGAGACAUUGCUUGUACCCCCUGCUCCGCACCCAGAGCAAAUGGUUUCCCAGCAGCGUCUUCUGCUUCAUGAAGAGUCCAUGAAUCUUUUAAGCCUCUAUCCAUCCCCAUCUUUGCCCAACAUAACUCUGGGUCUCCCUGCUGUGCCACCGCAGCUCAGUGCUUCAUCUUCCAUCAAAGACAAACAGAAGUGCGAGGCCCCAGCACUGAGGCCGCCAGGAGUUACAUUGCCGGGGCAAUAUACGGGAAGCAUCCCAGCAUCCUCCGGUCAUCCGCAUGCUGCCCUAGAAGGCAAACCCAACAGCAGCCACCAGGCACUCCUGCAGCACUUGUUACUGAAGGAGCAGAUGAGGCAACAGAAGCUGCUUGUGGCUGGUGGGGUUCCCCUCCAUCCUCAGUCCCCGCUGGCAGCGAAGGAGAGAGUGUCACCUGGCCUUCGAGGGGCCCACAAAUUGCCUCGCCAUAGGCCCCUGAACCGUACCCAGUCUGCCCCUUUGCCUCAGAGCACAUUGGCCCAGCUGGUCAUUCAGCAGCAGCACCAGCAGUUCCUGGAGAAACAGAAACAGUACCAGCAGCAGGUCCACAUGAACAAAAUGCUUUCCAAGUCCAUUGAGCAACUGAAACAGCCAGGAAGCCAAUUGGAAGAAUCGGAAGAGGAGCUUCAUGGAGACCAGCCCAUGCAAGAAGACCGGGCUCCCUCCAGCACCAGCAGUGUUCGGAGUGACAGCAGCUUGGGCCCAGAUGACGGCCAACGGGGACCCCCCUUGGGGGCUGUGAAAAUAAAAGAGGAACCCCUGGACAGUGACGAUGAUACUCAGCCCCAGCAAAUGGAAUCUGGGGAGCAGGCUGCUUUGGUACAACAGCCGUUCCUGGAGCCUCAGCCUGGACACGCGCUCCCAGCGUACCCAGCUCAGCUGGCCACGGUUGGCACAGAAGCCUUUGACCAACACCUCCUUGUCUCCAGGAGCCGCUCUUCCCCUGCUGCUCCGAUGGUCCCUCACCCAGCCCCGGAUCAGAUGCUCCACCGCGUCUCUGAGACUGGUGUGGUGUAUGAUGCUCUGAUGCUGAAGCACCAAUGUGUCUGCGGCCGCUCCGCCCUUCAUCCUGAGCACGCUGGGAGGAUACAGAGCAUCUGGUCACGGCUGCAAGAAACAGGGCUCCUGAACAAGUGUGAGCGGAUCCAAGGUCGAAAAGCUUCUCUAGAAGAAUUACACCUGGUUCAUUCUGACCAUCAUUCUCUUCUCUAUGGCACUGACCCCUUGAGCAGACAGAAGCUGGACCCCAGGAUGCUCCGAGGGGACACAUCUCAGAAGGUCUUCUCCUUGCUGCCUUGUGGUGGAAUUGGGGUGGACAGUGACACCAUUUGGAAUGAGCUGCACUCAGCUGCUGCUGCACGCAUGGCUGUUGGCUGUGUCAUCGAGCUGGCUUCCAAAGUGGUCUCAGGAGAGCUGAAGAAUGGGUUUGCUGUUGUAAGGCCCCCAGGCCAUCAUGCUGAAGAAUCAACAGCCAUGGGGUUCUGCUUUUUUAAUUCGGUGGCAAUUACCGCCAAAUACUUGCGAGAGCAGCUCAAUGUAGGCAAGAUAUUGAUUGUAGACCUGGAUGUCCACCAUGGGAACGGUACCCAGCAGGCUUUUUACGCUGACCCCAGCAUCCUGUACAUUUCCCUCCAUCGAUAUGAUGAAGGCAACUUCUUUCCCGGCAGCGGAGCCCCAGAUGAGGUUGGAAGUGGCCUUGGAGAGGGAUAUAAUGUGAAUAUUGCCUGGACAGGUGGCCUCGACCCCCCCAUGGGAGAUGUGGAGUACCUUGCAGCAUUCAGAACUGUAGUGAUGCCGAUUGCCAGAGAAUUUGGUCCAGACAUAGUCCUUGUUUCUGCGGGAUUUGAUGCUGUGGAAGGCCACACCCCUCCACUGGGUGGGUACAAAGUAACAGCAAAAUGUUUCGGUAAUUUGACAAGGCAAUUGAUGCAGGUGGCUGAUGGACAUGUGGUGAUGGCUCUGGAGGGAGGACAUGAUCUCACUGCCAUCUGUGAUGCAUCAGAAGCCUGUGUGAAUGCCCUGCUAGAAAAUGAGCUGGAUCCUGUCUCAGAAGAUAUUCUGCACCAAACUCCAAAUAGAAAUGCCAUUGCUUCUCUACAAAAGACCACGGAAAUUCAAAGCAAGUACUGGAAGUCAGUAGAGAGGUAUUCAGGCUGUGCUCUGACUGGCACUCACGAACAAGAGCGAGAAGAAACAGAGACUGUUUCUGCCCUGGCUUCCCUGUCUGUGGAUGUGGACCAGUGCUUUUCUAAGGAAGACCGCAGACCUGCUGGCGAGCCCAUGGAUGAAGAUCCAGCCCUGUGAAGUGCCAAGUUCCCCCCCACCCCGGCCUUGUACUUUUUAAUGGGAAUGGAGAAGAAACAAGUGUCGGCAACCUCCUGUAAAUUAACUGAAGUUUGUGGAUUGCUGCUGCAUUACAGUAUAUUGGCAAGUCCAAGCCUCAGCCAUCCAACUCGUGGUGCAUUCCUAGAUGAAUCAUCCAUUUGCCUUGUGAAGGGGCAUGCAUUGGCUCAGAGUUGGGGUCUGUGCAAUUCAGGGGCAAGCAGAGAAACUCUGUGGAAGAUUAAUCAUGGUUGAAUGUGUUUCUGAGCCCAGAGCACCACUGUGUUUUAAUUAUGCCAUUAAAGGAAUGGUUGCCCCGAGGGAUGGAAUAGAGGCUUUUGGAGAAUAUCAACACUUCUGAAACACACCAGACAUGAUGGAGAGGCCAGUUUUACUUGCUGAUGUGUUCUUCACACAGUCAUAUCAUCAUUGUUAUUAUUAUUAAUAGUUUCCCAAAGGAGACCACUCUGAGCACUCUGUCUACAUAUAAACUUGUCUCCUCUUGUUUUAUCAAUAAUCUGCCUCAUUCUGAUGGACUCUACUGGAUAUAUGCAGGAAAAUGACUGUACACACACACACACACAUACACACACACACACACACACACACACACACACGCAUAUUAUAACAUGCCCACACUGGGAAGAAAAAAUGAAGCUUUCUAAAUCAGCAGAAAGGAGUUAGAGGAUAAAGCACUUAAUUUUUUAAUAAAAAGAUGCGUUAAAGUGCUCAGAUAAUGGGAGCAAGAAGAAAAGGUCUCCUAUUGUCAAAUACUUAAACAAAACCAACUUUCUCCAAAAAGUCUAGGCCUUUUCAAUAUGAAUCACAUCAAAGGGCAUAGUACAGACAAACGUACUUGAUGGGAAAAUUGUGUUUCUUUGUUCACAAUGGAGCUUGUGUGUAUGUGUGAGUGUGAAUUUAAAAUGAUAUGGUUCCUUCAAAGAUGAGAAAAAUAGUUUCAGAUGGAUAUUUUAGUGGAUUUGCAGCAAAUUAGAGGAGAAAAUGAGACCAUGCACUGAGCCAUAGUGAAUACAGAUUUAAAGCUAAAAGAGACCUUACAGGUUAUAUAGUCUAACCCUCCUUCCAUCUUUUUAGAGCAAGAAACUGAGGCCCAGAGGUCAAGGAAUAUGCACAAAGUCAUACAGGUAAGAAGAUGCAAAGCCAAGAUUCCACCCUAGGGCUGCUGACACCAAGUGGAGAUAUGCUGCUAGUGUUCCACCUGGCAGAUUUAUGUAAAGAAAUACAGAUCACACUUCUAAUAUUCAAGAGCUGAAAUCAAGCUCUCAUUUUUGUCUCUAUUCCACACGUAUAUUCUCAUUCACAUCUCUGUUAUAUCUAAGACAUAAUGAACUUCGGAUUUUACCUUCAUAUUAUCCAGUGCCUGGGAACUAGAGGGGAUUUGAGGAACUCAAAAAAUGCUAGUUUACUGAAUGAAUGGACUUGAAAUGAGGAUGCCUUUGGACAUGAAGAGCUCAGGGCCACAUGGAAGAUGUGCUCUUGCUAAGACCUUCUAACCACCUCCCUACAAGCAUGGCACUGCUUUCUUUCCAAAAGUCAAUCAUAGAGAUUUGUAAACUGACUUGGUUUCUUUACAGAAUCCAUAUGGAACCAGAAGCAAGAAUGCUCACAGAAAAAAAUCUCCUGGGGCAGAAUUUCUCUUAACGGGCCCUCUAGUACCUGUGGUUUAUCUAGCAUUGGUACUUAAGAAUUUUUUAGAAGUUCAUUGUAUAUUUCUUGCUGAUUUCCCCUUGAAAGUUUCCACUCAAGUUGUCAUUAUUUGAGCAAUAUUAGAUUUCAAAUAACUUCAAAUAAGAUCACCCAAAAGGUAACUAGUGGAAGGGGGAUUCUCUUCAAGAUCAGAAGUCAUCCUUCCAUAGACGGCCUUGUCGUCAUCCCAGAGAGCAUCAUAUCUCUUUACAUUCUUCUGCUGCCUAAAGAAUGAAAUCACUCAGCCCUGCAGAGAAUGUGGGUGAAAAGGGGGGGAGGGAAGCAAGGGGGGAACACACCUGUUGAAUAGUUUUCAUAGAGAAGGUAUUUUCAUAUCCCAAAGAAAUGGAAACCAGAUGAGCUGUCCUGCCUAUUUGAGAAAUGAAGGGCUUUCACUGUCGUCAUUAUCAUUAGUGUCAUCUUCAUCAGAUGACCAUGGAGCUCCCCUAGCGGACAAUGAUCCCUGAUGAGGGGAUCAUUCUUGUUUCCAUCCAUCUUUCUGAAGAAUGGUAUUGUCCCCAUCCUUGUCUUCACCUUUGUCUGCAAUACAAUAAAAUCAGCUGAUGGAGUGUCAGGCCCUGCGUUGGACGCUGGAGAUAAAAAGACAAAAAAGAAAUAGCCCCUGUCCUCAAGGAGCUUAAUUAUCUCCCAUUGACCAUAAUUGCUUAUCAAACUGGAAUGAAUGAAAAAUACUGAAAUGUAGUUCCCACCAGACCAGAGUUUACAAUUUCAGUGAUGUAAAGGUGAAGCAGGGCACUAUUCCCACUUAGUGAGACAGAAUGGGGACAGAGUCAAAAGACAGGGACCAGAGAUGGCUCCCGAGAUUUUACUGAGAUAGAGGAAGCUCAAAUUCGGACUCCCUCUACCAGUGUAGGAAGGUACAUCCUUGGCAAUUUAUAGUCUAAAAGAGUUGCCUAGAGUCUUGAGAAGUUAACUGGGACUUCUUCUGGGACCCAUUUAUUAAUAUCUAAUUGUAUAAGAGGUUUUGCUCUACAAAGUACAAAAAGAAAUACUUGAACUCACCAUUCUAGGAGCUGAAGAUGUAUGGUGUAAGACUACAUUAAUAGAUGCCUAUGUACAUAACAAACAACAGGUUAAAAUACUAAUGAAUGCACAAAUAGAAAGGGAGCUGACACGACAUUUAGAACAAGGGUCUUCAGAUUUUUAUUCAAAGCAUAUUACUAUGAAUAAAGAAGAGUAGAGAUUUGCAACAAGGGGAAUAUUUUUAAUUGAGACCACAGAUGGAUCUAUAGAGUACAUAUAGAUAUAUAUGUGGGAGAGACAGAGAAAGACAGAAACAGAGACAUACAGAUGACAGAUAGCAUGGCAUAGUAGUUAGAAACAAAGCUAGGAAGUUGUGUGCCGAAGAAAAUCAUUUAACAUUUUAGGGUUCUGGGCAAUUCUCUAAGCCUAUUAGUCUUAGAGAAAGUGACAACUUUUAUUGGUGGAAAGAUUUUCCUCAUCUGAGAGUACCCUGUAUAAGCUAAAUCACAGACCCUAUUCUCUAUCUUAAUCAAAGGGCAAAACAACUGUUAUUACUGUCAUAAUAACAUAGUGCCUGGCACAUAAUAGGUACUUAAUAAAUGUUUAUUGACAAAUAGUCAUGAUUCAAAGCUCUAGACCAGACUUGUCAAUCCGUAUGGCAAUGGGGUCUCUGGCUCAAUGGUCCAAUUAAAGCGUCUUCUCUCUUUAUCUGUUCACUCUCUGUUGCUGUAAUGAAGCCAUUUUGUUAUCUUUGGAACACCGUUGGAUUUGACCUUGGUUGGCUUGGUUAGUUACAGUAAUGAUCUGUUCUUGAGAAAAAAAAAUGCAUUUCCAAGCCUUUUCUGAACACUCUGCAGUCAUGAGCUUGUCCCAGAUGGGCAGAAUUAGUCUGGAAUCAAGGAUUGAUGCAUAUACAGUCAAAUUAAUAAGGCUGAACACACUUCUGUUUUAUUAUUCUUGUUUGUGAUACAUUUUUGUAUCUGUAGGCAUCCACUGCAAAAUCCACUGGUGUGCUCCCAAAUAUUGCUGAGAAUUGGUAUUUAGUGUGUAGAGUACCGUCAAAUAUGUCCUCUGCAUAGGGGAUUUUUAAAAAUUCUUUUUGUCCUGUAUUUUGUAUCAUCAUUU